Molecule: messenger RNA, 1680 nt
Organism: Parnassius mnemosyne (clouded apollo)
Lineage: Eukaryota; Metazoa; Arthropoda; Insecta; Lepidoptera; Papilionidae
Source: the annotation of a GenBank genome assembly
AUGAGUGUAAAGCUCAAGAAAUGCUGGAGAACCUCAGUAAAACAUCAUGGUCGACCUUCUCCAGAAACACUUCAUACCUUCAAAGAAGUCUUUAGCAAAAAAGUCACACAUGUAAAGUUAGAUAACAGCACUGACAUAGAUACAAAGUGGACUACAAUAAAGAACAUUAGUUUCGAUACACGAAAAGAAACCCAACAGCAAAACUAUUGUAGUCCAAGAAAGGCGUGGAUAUCUGAAGAAACGUGGAAGGCGAUUAAUGAAAGAAAGAACCUCCUAACCAGAAGGUACUCUAAGAAUGCUCAGUAUAACACCAUGCCAGCGAAGGUUCAACGUUUAUACCGUAGACACUAUAACCAAUAUCUGAACUCGAUAUGUGAAGAUGUUGAGGACCAUGCUAAGACGAUGCACACCAAAGAUCUGUUUCUACGAGUGGAAAGCAUCACAAGAGAGUUUAGACCCAAAACCUGGGCGAUCCAAGAUGGCAAGGGUACAUUACUAACGAAGAUUGACCACGUCACAGAAAGAUGGCGGUUAUAUUGCCAAAGCCUGUACAAGGACGACAGGAGAUCUUCUGGGCCAUUGAGCCUGAGUGAAAUCCUAGAGCCUGAAAUACUGGAAUCUGAAGUCAGGGAAGCUCUGAGAAAUAUUAAAACAAAUAAAUCAGCUGGAACAGACAGUAUAUUCGCUGAAGAACUGAAAAGCCUUGGAGAAACAGGUAUCAAAAUCUUGGAACUGUGUAAUCAGAUCUGGAGCUCGGGAAAAUGGCCUAGGGACUGGACGGAGUCUCUUUUAAUAUCACUGCACAAGAAAGGCUCGACAAAAAUAUGCCAAAACUACCGAACAGUGGCCCUCAUAUCACAUGGUAGUAAGAUCAUGCUCCACAUUAUUAAGGGACGCUUACAACCUUACCUUCAGCGGCAAAUACCUAAUGAACAGGCUGGCUUCGUCAAAGGCCGCGGGACUCGGGAGCAAAUUGUUAAUAUUAGACAACUCAUAGAAAAGAGCCGGGAAUUUAAUGUUCCGAUAAUGAUGUGUUUUGUUGACUACUCCAAGGCGUUUGACUGCGUAAGGUGGGAUUGUCUAUGGAAAAUUCUCAUAGAAAUGGGUGUUCCCUGCCAAGCUGGAAGAGACAGUAUAUUCGCUGAAGAACUGAAAAGCCUUGGAGAAACAGGUAUCAAAAUCUUGGACCUGUGUAAUCAGAUCUGGAGCUCGGGAAAAUGGCCUAGGGACUGGACGGAGUCUCUUUUAAUAUCACUGCACAAGAAAGGCUCGACAAAGAUAUGCCAAAACUACCGAACAGUGGCCCUCAUAUCACAUGGUAGUAAGAUCAUGCUCCACAUUAUUAAGGGACACUUACAACCUUACCUUCAGCGGCAAAUACCUAAUGAACAGGCUGGCUUCGUCAAAGGCCGCGGGACUCGGGAGCAAAUUGUUAAUAUUAGACAACUCAUAGAAAAGAGCCGGGAAUUUAAUGUUCCGAUAAUGAUGUGUUUUGUUGACUACUCCAAGGCGUUUGACUACGUAAGGUGGGAUUGUCUAUGGAAAAUUCUCAUAGAAAUGGGUGUUCCCUGCCAUUUAAUAGCACUGAUCGCAACCCUAUACAAGAAUGGGAAGUCAUUGGUAAGAGUGAAUGACGUGGUAUCAGCUCCUUUCAAACCACAAAAAGGAGGAUCUUUUUAA